Molecule: messenger RNA, 3356 nt
Organism: Seriola dumerili (greater amberjack)
Lineage: Eukaryota; Metazoa; Chordata; Actinopteri; Carangiformes; Carangidae
Gene: klhdc10
Product: kelch domain containing 10
Exons: 9
Coding region: 136-1302 (388 amino acids)
Biological process (GO): positive regulation of stress-activated MAPK cascade
Molecular function (GO): protein binding
Source: RefSeq, a predicted model, not a curated record
CCGGGGGGUAGCAUUUGUGAAUGGUUUCAAACUGAGUGAGAUGUGAAAUGAUUUAUGAUGUUUUAUCAGCACUUUAGCAGAUGUUUUUUUUAUUCGAUGUGACAUUCUUCAGGACUGGAUUGUAAAGGGGAAACGAUGUCGGACGCUGAAGGUGCUCGCAGUCCAGACCAGCUGAAUAAAUUCAAGAAACUGACCGGCAGGCCGCCGCACGGUGAAACGUUAGCAGGUCAUCGUAAUCCCCCUGCCCGCAGUGGUCAUCGCUGUGUUGCAGACAACACUAACUUGUAUGUAUUUGGAGGAUACAAUCCUGACUACGAUGAGUCAGGAGGCUCAGACAAUGAAGAUUAUCCACUGUUCAGGGAGCUGUGGAGGUACCACUUUGCCACAGGCUGCUGGCAGCAGAUUCGAACAGAAGGCUACAUGCCCACCGAGUUGGCGUCUAUGUCAGCUGUUUUGCAUGGCAACAACCUCCUGGUGUUUGGAGGCACUGGGAUCCCCUUUGGUGAAAAUAACGGCAACGACGUUCAUGUUUGUAACGUGAAGUACAAGCGAUGGUCACUGCUCAACUGCCGUGGGAAGAAACCCAAUAGAAUCUAUGGACAGGCAAUGGUCAUUAUAAACGGCUUCCUAUAUGUGUUUGGAGGGACCACGGGGUACAUCUACAGCACAGACCUGCACAGGCUGGACCUGACCACCAGGGAGUGGAUCCACCUCAAGCCCAACAACCCGCCUGACGACCUGCCUGAAGAACGGUACAGGCAUGAAAUAGCACAUGACGGACAGAGGAUCUACAUUCUGGGAGGGGGAACUUCCUGGACAUCUUAUCCUCUGGACAAGGUGCAUGCAUACAAUCUGGAGACCAAUUCCUGGGAGGAGAUUACAACUAAACCUCAUGACAAAAUAGGGUAUCCUGCUCCCAGGAGAUGCCAUAGCUGUGUGCAAAUACGAAAUGAUGUAUUUAUCUGUGGUGGCUACAAUGGGGAAUUGAUAUUGGCUGAUCUGUGGAAGAUCAACCUGCAGACUUUCCAGUGGAGUAAACUACCAGCAGUGAUGCCUGAGCCGGCCUACUUCCACUGUGCUGCUGUCACCCCAGCUGGCUGCAUGUACAUCCAUGGUGGUGUGGUGAACAUCCAUGAGAACAAGAGAACUGGCUCUCUGUUUAAGAUCUGGCUGGCAGUGCCCAGCCUGCUGGAGCUGUGCUGGGAGAAGCUCCUCAAGGCUUUUCCACAUCUGACUUCACUCCCCACCAUGCAGCUGCUCAACCUGGGUCUCACACAGGAACUCAUUGAACGUUUGAAAUAAAUCGCACAGUGAAGGACAGAUAGCGGAAUGGAUGAGAUGGGCUGGGCUGGAGUGGGAGGAGAUGAGGUCUGACAGAGCACAGAAGUCAAUUCACAGCAAAAUUCUCGGGAAAAUGCCCUCUUGCUCCCCCUGCCUAACGUAGCCCCGCCUUAAAACCAAAAACAAUGGGAUGCCUUUUUUCGUUGUUUUUGAUCUUAUUUUUUGCAGUUCCAGUGAUGAUAAAGGAAAUAAAUGUGGAAUGUUUUAUGGAUUUUAUUCACCACCACCACCACCAUCCCUGUUACUUACAUGAUGCCUUUGUGUCAAGCUAAGUAUGAAUUCCUGCUUCUCAUCAGCCAAACUGUGACCGCUGGAAAUACUUUAUUUUGUCAUGUCAUGUUUUCAAAGACGGUCCUCUCCUGUUAUUUUAAAAAUCCACCUUCUCUAGUACUUUUAAGAAUUCUGUGCAAAGGAAGAAUGCAUGUAUAUUUAUUUUGAAGGACUAAAUCUGUUUUUGGGGUAUCAUGAUCACCUGAUAUUGCUGUUUGCACACUUUGUCUUGCAUAUUUGUAGGCACUUACUUUUUUAAUAUAUCCUGUAAGCAGGUUUCAGUCUGAAAAUUGGCAGAGAGUGGUUUUACUAAAGGACCAUGCCAGUAUUUUUGUGCAUUUUAGUCAAUUUAAUACAGAUCUCAUAUAAAUUUAAUCACUGUUGACAUUCUGUAGUGUUUUACAUUUUGAAACUGUUUUUGUGACUUUCUGGGCAGCCUUUUUGUUUCAGUUUUCUCCUCAUGGUAUGAAAAUUAACUUCCAACUUGCUUGAGUUAAGUAGUCAACCACAGAGAUUUUCAUGUCUUUUUUUUUAUUGUUGAAGUUACAUAACUUUGACAUAAAUAAAAACAGACAUGGUGUUCACUGUGUGGGAUUACCAAUCUUAAACUUCAAGUCUUUCCGAGUUUUUUUUUGUAUUAUAUGAAUGUAAACAAGUGUCUGCCUGGAGGUAAGGAAAAACAUAAGAAAAAAAAAAACUAAGUUAUGUUAUGCCUUGAAAAUGGUCAUGAGUAAUAUAUGUUAUUUGUGGUAAAUUGACUAAAACGUGAAGAAAAUGUUAAAUGCUGGUUUUGCCCAUGUCUGAGCCCCUGUAUCUUCCUGUUUUCUAUUAUACAUCAUGUUGCAGCCUAGCCUGGAGAAUUAUCUGCAAAAAAAGUCAGGUGGGUAUCUUCAAGAUAGUUUCCAUCCUGUUUGCUCGCAGCUCUCAUUUGUAAACAAACCCAUGCAACACAUCACUGUGAAUUUGGUGCUCUUUAAACUUAAUUUAAAAUGCUUUUAUUCGAAUAAAGACUUAAUUCUGUUCAGACGUUUACUCCCUCUCUGUUGAUGACAUUUGAACUGGUUUUGUCACAGGGAGUCGCUUUAGUAGCAGGCUUAUACAAACAUUUGUGUAUACUGCAGUGCCUUUCAAACUUUUAAUGAGGUUGAAAUUUCACCAGUUUAGGAAGUAUAAGAUCUUUUCGUGUUUAGACAAACAGGUUUUAUGUUGAAAAAUCUUUGUUUUAGAGUAAGUGAAUAUUUUAACCAGUUUUAACAGUCCAAUCAUUACAAACUGUAUAAUCACUCAACAUGUUGGCCAAAAUGGUGAUUUCUGUAUACCGUCUUAAUGUAGAAGACUUCCUUCUCUUCCUGCAAACAACCAGACAAAGUAAUUUGCAGGACAGGAUGAAGCAUAUUUGAAGGUGAUAUGUUAAUUUAACUGAUGCCAAAUAAUGUUGCACCUAGAACAAAAGUAUCGUUAUAAUUAUGAAUGAGAGGUUACGGCGAGAUGUUAGAUUUUCAGUCAGGACGGGCUGUUACCAGAUGUUUUGAUGCCUCCCACAAACGCAUGAAUCUGCCUGCACUUCUUUACCAUACCCCUUUAUUUAUGUUCUGCAUUACAAACUACUUGGUGCAUGAUGUCAUUUCCUGCUUUUUCUAUUAACAUCAUCAGCUCUUUACUUUGAGACAUAGAUUUAAAAAGGUGACCACUUAAAUGUUGUAUAGUAGACCUGUGUGAAUGUUGUGUUGGAUUUCUGUCAAUAA